Aspergillus sclerotioniger CBS 115572 is the source of this 579-nucleotide messenger RNA. RefSeq lists its product as uncharacterized. The record is from RefSeq and is a predicted model, not a curated record. Lineage: Eukaryota; Fungi; Ascomycota; Eurotiomycetes; Eurotiales; Aspergillaceae. The annotation marks the transcript as partial. The transcript is spliced from 3 exons.
GUUCUCUUCGCAUUCGAAGCACUUUAUAUCAUCACAGUAGGUGUGAUCAAGAUUUCUGUCUUGUUAAUGUACCGCCGGAUCUUCCCAAUUCGGUCCAUCAAGAUCGGCAGCUAUAUCCUCGGAGGUAUCACCGUCGCCUGGAUGAUCUCAAUCGAGCUGGUUGCCAUUUUUCAGUGUACCCCUAUCCAGAAAGGCUGGCAGCCAUUGGUAGAGGGACACUGCAUUUACCUCAAAGGCGCUCUGCUUGGCAAUGGUGUUCCGAACUUUGUAACGGAUAUCUUCAUCUUAUCACUGCCGGUUCGCCCGGUAUGGAAGCUACGAGCGAGUCUUCCACAGCGGAUUGCAAUUAUUCUGGUGUUUCUCAGUGGCAGCUUUGUCGUCAUCGCGAGCAUAUACCGCUUUGUUCUCAUUUUCCAAUUCACGCCAGAGGACGUCUCUUGGACUCUCGCCAACGCAGCCACCUGGUGCGUGGUCGAAACCGGUGCUGGUGUGAUCAGCGCGUGUCUGCCCACUCUCACGCCGUUGGUUAAAUGGUUUGCGUCCGGCCUUGUGUCAACAGUCAAAUCGACCUCUGGUUCA